CCCGCCUCUACCACCGCCAAUCGCCUACUGACCGCAUCGCUCAAUACUAACACUUCAACUCGCACAUGUAGACCUCGAUGCAUCGCCGUUCCCUCGCCAUCACCGCUGUGAUCCUGCUUCUACUCCUUAACACGACAGCUCAAUUCUUCCCUUCCCUCCGCCUAAUCGUCUGGGCCUUCUUCACCGGCAGCACCGCGUCCAUAAUCCUAUUGCUAGUCUCGGGACUCUUCACUGUCCAUCGCCGCCCAAGCGACAACAAUGUCCUCAAGACCAUCAAACCCCUCGCCUUUGCAUCGCCAGCGCUCUGGUCCAAGGAAGUCGAAGCGAUAGCGUUGGAAGACUCCUUCUACAGACUACCCUUAUACCCGCCGUCGUUCGUGCUCUCGGACUCUAUCGAUGUAUUCCUUGAAAACGUCCUUCGGGACUUCGUAAGCUCCUGGUACUCGAAGAUAUCCUCCGACCCGUCGUUCACUAUUCAGGUCGAUCGGACAAUUCGUCAUGCGCUAGGCGUCUUGCGGGAUCGGAUACAGGGUUUGGACCUUGUGGAGGUUAUCGUCGGAAAGAUUGUACCGCUGCUGACGGCUCACUUGCACGAUUUUUCCGCCGCCGAGAGGGCCGUCAGGGGGAAGCAUCUUAACAAAGAUCUUACGGAGUCGGAGGAGCUGGAUUUGGCGAUUGCUGGCAAGUACCGAGAGGGGAAGCUUCACCCCGCGGCUAGCUUGAAGUUUUCGGAUACGAAGCUUGCGCAACAGGACCACUUGAGGCUUCUAGUGGAUAAUAUAUUACCCGUGCUAUUGCCUGAGAGGGAAAGGAAGAGUAGGGCCGUUGCGACAAUUGUGAAGGAGAUUGUGGCUUGUGGCAUUUUGUUCCCGGUUAUGGGGAUACUGAGCGAUCCAGAUACUUGGAAUCAAUUUAUUGAAGCUAUAGGUCGGUCAACUCUCCAAGAUCGUAAAACUGUUCGAAAGCUCAGAGCUGCCCUGGAUCAACAUGCUACUCCACGGCACCCAAACUCCCUCGGCCACUCGAGGAAUUACUCUCAGGUGGAACUUGCGCCAAGUCAACCAUUCAUACGGCUUUCUGCCAAAGACGACGAACGCACUUUCGAGCGCUUUAUUCGGUCUAUCAGGCUUUGUAACAACCUCUCCGACGCUAGAAGAUUGAGGAAUGAGGUCAGUGCUCAAUUGAAGAGAGACGAAAGGGUUGAACCAAAGGAAGGAUGGGCUGUCUACCUACGUAGGCUAGAGACCGGCAAGCGAGAGGUUGAUAAGAGGGUUGCUCAAUUAUCGGCCAGUGUUGCGGGACCAGGCGGUGGACCUAUAAGGACACAUUCGGAGGUGCUCGUUCCCAAACAGGCUACAACUAGUCACUUGGAGUUUGCCACUCCGCAACAGGUUCUUCGAGAUUCAUCUGGGCUGUCUUACUUCAUGGAGCAUAUGGACCGGCGUAGACGCUUGCCCUUAGUGCAGUUCUGGCUUGUUGUUGAUGGCCUUCGUAAUCCGUUGGAAGAAGAUGUAUCAUCAUCCGACGACGAGCAGGAAACAUCCACUUCUACUGCUCAUGCUGCUUGGACACUGUCGGAUCGAGCUGACCUAGCCCAAAUCCAUGAAGCAUAUUUAUCAAUGCCGGAGCUUCAAAUUCGAGAAAGGACCAACCUCGCUGUGAAAGAAUUUCUUAAAGCAGGGAGUAAUGCAACACAGGAACAGUACAUACGGGCAAGAGCGGCUGUGUUGAGGGCUCAGACGGCAGUAUUUGAAGAGAUGCAGCAGAAGGACUUUCCCGAGUUUAGGGCUAGUGAUUUGUUCUACAAGUAUUUGGCCUCUGACGAGACUGCCGCAUCACAAGUGAGGCCUGUGUCUGACCGGACGAGCCGAGAAAUGGUCCGGAGCUCUUCAUGGGCCAAUGCUUCGCACCCCUCGGAAACAUCAGAUCCCAUGAUAUCGUCGAGACAUUCCCUAGACGGCGCCAGGCCCGCAGAAAGGUCUCUAGAUGAUUGGGACUUUGACCCGCUGUCAAACUCCCGACAAAGCCUUGACGAGGAGCCACCCCAAUACUCACAGUAUCUCAGCCAACCCCAACAAGAACCGGGAAGACAUAGCCCGGAGGAUGGCAUUGUGGAAGCAAUGGAAGCAGCGCUGAACGACAUCAUCGAAGACCGCCCAAGCCUCGACGAGAGCAGAAGCUCGCCAUUCCAGAAUAGCCCUGUUCUAACAGGACCUAAUUCACCGCGGAGUUCGAUCGACGUAUCCCGGGAUAGCAACAGUAAUGGUACUGGGAGCGGGAACGGGAACGGACAGAAGUUCACCGCGGUAUCUGCGGUCAAAGAGAAAGCGAAGGCGAAACCACCGAGUAUUUCUUCCCUCGGCCUCGUUGGCACGGGUCCUAGCGGUGGCGUAUUCGCUGACGACGAGUUAUUCCCUGACGAGGCGGCUGUGGUCGAUUGUCACUCUUCUGGCGAGGAAGCCGAGGACAAGGAUGGCCCGGAUGGGGGUAGUGGAUCUGAUGAUGAGAUUCGACAGGCUGCGCCUGGGGAUCUUGGACUGGCAGAGGCGAUCGCUGCGUUGACGUUUGAUAUCGAAAAGCUGUCUACUCAGGAGGCGGUUGUCGAUAGCCUUUACCGGAAAGCAGAGUUAACGAAUAAUACUGUUGAGCUGAGGAUCCUCGGGAAGAGUAAGGCUAGCUUGCAUCGUGAGAUUCGGAGGAAGGAGCUUCAGAGGCAGCAGUAUAUCGUUCAGGAGAGUGACAAUAGCCUUUAUGGCCGCGCAAAAAUAAGGAUCAAAUCCACCAGGGUCGGCAGGGAGAACGGCCAAGAAUACGCUCUCUAUAUAAUAGAAGUCCACCGCCCCGCCGGUGACCAAAUGCCGCCAGCAACCUGGACCGUUCCCCGCCGCUACAGCGAAUUCCUAAACUUACACCAAACCCUCCGUAGCACCUUCCCGAGUGUCAAACCGCUGGACUUCCCUCGACGUCGGGUAGUAAUGAAGUUCCAAAAAGACUUUCUGGAAAAACGUCGAGUCUCACUGGAAACCUACCUCUGUUCCCUCCUCCUUUUGCCAGACGUCUGCAGAAGCCGAACCUUUCACUACCGCCGCGACAUAAUGUCCCGACUCUACAACUCAAUAGCAGAUGGGGUGGAAGACCUUCAGCACCAAUCCAAUCCUCCAAGCAUAAUCCCCGGCGAAACCAUCGAUGCAGCAGAAGCGGAGGCCGAACUCUCCGCCUUUGAAAACCGCGAAUCAACACCCUUCGUAAAGCCCAUCUGCGAUAUCUUCUUGGAAGUAUUCCAGCUGAAUCGGGGAAGUAAUUGGCUCCGCGGCCGUGCUGUAGUAGUCGUGUUGCAGCAGUUACUCGGCGGGACGAUAGAGCGGAAGGUACGUGAGCAGGUGCGCGGGUUGGUUGACGAGGAAGAAAUUAUCCGAUAUUUGGACAUGCUGAAGGCGACUCUCUGGCCGGAGGCGGUAGCUACAGGGCAGCAGCAACAGCAGGCAGGGAGGGGUGCGAAGGAGAAGGUCAGGGCAAGGAAUGAAGCCAAGAUCAUACUUGCUACGCUCAUACCGGACCUUGCGGGGAGUGUUGUUGGGAGGGAAAAUGCUAGGGCUGCUGGGAGGAGGUUGUUUGCUGGGUUGAAUAAUGGGAGGUUGAAGUGUGUCCCUCCUUUUUCCUCCCUUGAUAAGGUGGGUUGGGCUGACGUGUGCGUGGUGGGGUUUAGUUCAUCGAUUGUGUAUACGAUUCUGGAUGAGCUUGUUGGAAUUGUGUUUGACGAGCGGUUGUAG
Tuber melanosporum (Perigord truffle) is the source of this 3770-nucleotide messenger RNA. RefSeq lists its product as uncharacterized. The record is from RefSeq and is a predicted model, not a curated record. Bases 78 to 3770 code for a protein of 1230 amino acids. Gene Ontology annotation, molecular function: phosphatidylinositol binding. Gene Ontology annotation, cellular component: intracellular membrane-bounded organelle. The transcript is spliced from 7 exons. NCBI's taxonomy places the organism in Eukaryota, Fungi, Ascomycota, Pezizomycetes, Pezizales, Tuberaceae.